Molecule: messenger RNA, 720 nt
Organism: Asparagus officinalis (garden asparagus)
Lineage: Eukaryota; Viridiplantae; Streptophyta; Magnoliopsida; Asparagales; Asparagaceae
Exons: 1
Coding region: 52-510 (152 amino acids)
Source: RefSeq, a predicted model, not a curated record
CUCCACAACUUUCUCUGUUCACCUCCACUCAGUGACCCUACUCUUCUCUAGAUGAAGAACUUGAAGCAAGUGAUCUCCGUUCUGGUCGCAAUGGCCAAAGGCAAAUCAACCGCGGUGAAGAGCAAAACCAGUGCCAUGAAGACCCGGUUAAUGCUCUUCAAGAUUCUUCACGAUAAGAAGACACUGAUGAGUGUUCUCUCACAAAAAGUUCAUUCAGUGAAGGCUGAUGAGAAUGUGAAUGACUACGACAAGGCUGUCAUAGAAUAUAAAUCCACACACAGUGAAAUGGCGAAAGACAUGGAAGAAGAAGAGGGAGAAGAUGACUACCCCUACUUGAUGGAUCCAAUCCCUGAAUUAGAUGAGUUUGAUGACAAAUUUGCUGACAUUGGACUUGAGAAUGAGAUCGAUAAAGCUGCUGAUUUGUUUAUAAGGAGAUUCCACAGGCAGAUAAAGAUUCAGAAACAGGAGUCCUUCAAGAGGUAUCAAGAGAUGUUGGAGAGAAGUAUGUAGGAAAUCAGUUUACGUUGCCUCAUCAAAAGAUGCAGAGAGAAGUUAUGUAAGAGCAUGUGAAUGCCUUCCUGUGGAUUAUAGUGUUGUAGGCUGCAGAGAAUUUCAUUUUGUUGUUAUUGGUUUUUGCUCUAUCUACAUAAGCUUUAAAGCACGUACAAUUACUCAAUAUUCAAGAGAAACUACUUCCAUCGGAAUAUAAUGAGAACAAAA